UGGAACUCGGUGUAACAGAGCCCCCAGUGGUAGCGCCCCGUCUCAGAACCCGGUGCGGGAGACGUUCUCCCCGCCCAAGGAGGGAAGGCGGGCGGGACUCCCAACCGGCUUGCCCGGGUCCCCCUGGGCCCCAUGAAUAACCAGGCGCGGACCCCAGCCCCCUCCUCGGCGCGGACUUCAACCGCAGUCCGGGCUUCUACCCCGACCCGGACGCCCACUCCACCCCGGACCCUGACUGUGGUCCGGACUCGGACCCCCAUCCGGACCCUGACUCCAGUCCUGACUCCGUCUCCAGCCGGGACUCCCACUCCGGUCCUGACUCCCGCUCCAGCCCAGAUCCCCACUCUGGUCCCCACUCCCACUCUGGCCCGGAUCCCCCGUCUGGUUCCGCCUCCUGCUCUGGCCUGGAUCCCUACUCCGGUCCCGACUCCUGCUCCCGUCCGGAACCCAACUCCGGUCCCGACCCCGGCUCGGACCCUGACUCCUCCAGUCCGGGUCCCAGCCCCAGCCCCAGCCCAGGUCCUGGCAGGGAUUCGGGCCGCGCUCCCCGUCUUGGACUCCUACCUGGCCCCGGCCCUACCUUUGGAUCCGCCCCCGGAACCUGCUCCGGAGCUGCCUUUGUCGCCCGAGGAGGACCCUGAGCCGGCGCCGAGCCUGAAGCUCAUCCCGUCGGUCUCCAGCGAGGCCGGGCCCGCCCCGGGGCCCCUACCCGCGCGCACCCCGCUGGCUGCGAACUCACCCAGGCCCACCCUGGACUUCACCUUCAGAGCAGACCCAUCGGCCACCGGGCUGGCGGAUUCCCCCAUUCCCGGUCCUGUCCCCGCGCCCAUCCUGGGGACCAUCCCGUCGGCCAUCUCCUUACAGAAUUCUACGGAAACCUUCGCCUCCUCCAGCGAGAACUUAGCGCUGGACAAGAGGGUCCUGAUUCGAGUGACCUACUGGUGGUCUCUCCCACUCUCUGUCUCCCCACCUCACUCUCUCUCUCUCUCUCUUUUGUUUGUGUUUGUGUUUCGGACAAGUCUUGCUUUACUGCCCAGGCUGGAGUGCAGUGGUGCAAUCACUGCUCACUGCAGCCUCAACCUCUAGGGAUCAAGCGAUCCUCCCACCUCAGCCUCCUGAGUAGCUGAGACUACAGGUGUGCACCACCAUGCCUGCCUAAUUUUUUUUUUUUUUGAGAUGGAGUUUCACUCUUGUUGCCCAGGCUGGAGCGCAAUGGCUCGAUCUCUGCUCACUGCAACCUCUGCCUCCCGGGUUCAAGCAAUUCUCCUGCCUCAGCCUCCCAAAUAGCUGGAACCACAGGCAUGUGCCACCACGCCUGGCUAAUUUUGUAUUUUCUUUUAGUAGAGAUGGGGUUUCACCAUGUUGGCCAGUCUGGUCUCGAUCUUCUGACCUCGUGAUCCACCCGCCUUGGCCUCCCAAAGUGCUGGGAUUACAGGCAUGAGCCACCGCGCCAGCCACGGCACCUGGCCCCUAAUUUUUUAAUUUUUUGUAGAGGCGGGGUUGGGGUGGGGUGCGGGGGCAGUAUCAC
Molecule: messenger RNA, 1528 nt
Organism: Symphalangus syndactylus (siamang)
Lineage: Eukaryota; Metazoa; Chordata; Mammalia; Primates; Hylobatidae
Gene: SELENOV
Product: selenoprotein V
Cellular component (GO): cytosol
Source: RefSeq, a predicted model, not a curated record